GCGGGGCCGAGGCGGGACCACGUGCGCCCGGUGCCGCGAGCGGGGCGGCGCCGCAGCCCGCCCGCCAUGCCCGCCGCGCCGCCGUGAGCCCGCGAGCCGCGCCAUGGGCCCGGACCUGGGCUGGGCCGCGCUGGUUCUGCUCUUCGCCGCCUCGCUGCUCACCGUGGCGGCCUGGCUGCUUCAGUACUGGCGGACCGCGGCCCUGCGAGCGCUACGGCGUCGCGGAGCAGCGGCGGAGGAGGCCGGGGCCCGAGCGCUGCUCGCGGCGCUUCUUGCCCUCAGAUCCCUACGGGAGCAGUGGCAGCGAGCUUGGGUGCGAGCUCUCAACAGCCAGGCGCGCCGGCACGGGAGUUCGGUGCAGAUAACGUUUGAAGAGGGUCAUCAGUUACCACAAGCCGCAAAUAUAAGUUGUGUGACAUGCAAGGGACAGUCAGACCACAGCAUAGUGCUGUGCUGCCAUCUGUCAGCUGAAGCUGUGAAAUUCCCUGUCUCUGUUACUCAGCAGUCCCCAGUUGCUGUUUCUGUGGACACAUAUCAUGUCACUUUGGCUGUGCUGCAGGCUCAGGUGGAAAUCCACUUGGAGGAGAUACAGAAUGAGGGUCUUCUGGUGUCAUGGACAUUCAAAGACAGACCAGACUUGGACUUUCUGGUUCUUCCGCGACUUGAGCUUCCUGAGGAUGAACGGAGAGCAGAUCUGUCCACUAUAAAGGAUCUGAUUGAGGAUACCAUUGUCAGCACGAAGCCAGCCAUGAUGGUGAAUUUGAUGGCCUGCACCGCUGGAGCCAGUGCAGUACUCAGCAAUAAGGUGACUCGAGAGUCCCCGUCCGGAGCAGCAGCAGCAGCCCCUCUGGGUUCUAAGCUGUUGCUCCGGAAUCUUCGAGUGCUGAACUUGGGCUGCCAGGGGAAGGGAGGAGUUGGGGAGAUACGCUGCGUGGCAGAGCUUGACAGCCCCCCACAGCAGAGGUGGACAAGGCCAAUGACAGGUAGCAGUGUCGGUGCUGCAGGAGAGAUGGAGUGGAAUGAUGAGUUCUUUCUGGAGUUGGGACCUAGAAGCAAAGAGCUGAAACUGCAGGUGCUGGGGAACAGCGACAGAGGGAGAAAUGUGCUGCUGGCAUAUGCCACACUUUUGAUAGAUUCUUUGGGCAAACAGCCAUCUGGCAGACAGGUCUGCUCACUGGCCCCAGGAGCUGGACAGUCACUGACAGCUGAAGCUACCAUUACAUUGGAGCUGCUGUUCCAGGAGUCUCCUGCAUCUUUGAAUGCUGUGCAUGCCACAUCUCUGCGAACCAGCAUUACCCCCACUAAGAAGGUGGAGAUGGACCGGACCAUCAUGCCCGAUGGCACCAUCGUGACUACUGUCACCACAAUUCAGUCCCGACCCAAGGCAGACUGCAAACUGGAUUCACCAUCGAGGUCGCCUUCCAAAGUGGAAAUGACUGAAAAGAAGACAACAGUGCUCUUGGAGACUGGCUGUCCUCACAGCCACUUGUCCAGCGGUAGCCGGAAUGGCCAUAUGCCUAAUGGAUUGGAUCCAGUGGCCGAGACAGCAAUCAGGCAGCUAACUGAGACGAAUAACAAGACCACCAAGAAGACACCAACAAAACGUAGUACACUGAUCAUCUCAGGAGUGUCCAAGGUACCUAUUGCUCAAGAUGAAAUGGCACUUUCUCUGGGUUAUGCUGCAUCCCUGGAGGCCACAGCAUGUGGGGACUCUGAGGCAGAGGGCACAGCUGACCACGUGCACGAUUUUACCGAGUUGUCGCAGCCACUGGAAGCGUUGCCGUUGGGCCAAAGGGACAGCCAGGAGCUGGAUGAGACAACGCGAUCAGACGUCUCUGAAAGACCAUCCGUGGAAGAUGUUGAGUCUGAAACUGGCUCCACGGGAGCCCUUGAGACGAGGAGCUUGAAAGAUCACAAAGUUAGCUUUCUUCGGAGUGGUACCAAGCUCAUCUUCCGGAGAAGGAGCAAGCAGAAGGAAGUGGGCCUGAGCCAGUCACACGAUGACUUGUCCAAUGUCACUGCCAACUCCACCACCAGAAAGAAAACUGGUAGCUUCUCUCACCGCCUCAUCAAACGCUUCUCCUUCAAGUCUAAAUCCAAACCCAAAGGUAGUGACAGCACAUCAGCUUGUGAGAACUGAAGCAGGGAGAAGCCCAUUGGAAGGAUUUCUCAGAGAUCAUUUUCUAGUCUCUUGUCUUCCCACUCCAUGGUAUCUGUGACUUGCAGUCCAGUUCUUUCCAGCCUUGGCUGAGGGAAGACACCCCAGUGCUUUCUGCCAAUUGGGGAGCGGAGGUGGCAAACCUGGGACUUAAGUUUGGCUUGCCUUGGCUUAGCCUUCUCUUCUUGUUGUACCCCACUGUGCUCUCCCAGAAAAUCCCGGUGGUAUGCUGAUCCCCCUGGGGUUCCCUGGACCUGCAGAAGUGAUUCGGUGUGUGUAGACGUCUGGCAUCAUCAGGUGCCUCAUGGAAGCAAGAGGCAGGUCUCUCCAGUGGCAACCUUCAGAGUUAAAAUCAAGAAGCUACUGGGUUAGCUGGAGUGCCGAGAAGUGUGGGAUGUAGCCUCACUCAGCUCUUCUAAUGAUAGAGAAUGAUGCAGCCACUGAUAAUCUAAAUACUGUUAAUGCUUGUGCUUGGUGCAGAGGCUGUAACCUGAGGUGUGCUGCAGGGUGAUGCGUUCUGGGCCGUGAGCUGUCAGAGGACAGCUGGCAGAGCUGCAGUCCUCCAUCUGUCUCUGCCAUUGGAAUGGUCUCCUUCAGACAGCACUGAGGAACCCCUGUUUUCUGUGCUGUGUUGGUGAAGGAGGAAGUCCCUAAGAAGAAGGAAGUUUUAACCACUGCACAGGUUUUUGUAGAAGCCCGAGCCCUCGCAAGAAUGCCUGGACAGUGCUGUCAGUUCUGCCACCCUGUGCAGCCACCCUGUGACACUACACUCCUUCCACGUCUGUGUUCUUGAACAGGCAGGGGCUUGUACACCAUCUACUGUAUGAGUAUAUCCCUUACUCUUGGGGGAGGCUGGGGAUGUUGCCCUUGUUGCCCAAGGGCUGCCAGGCGCUCUUCCAGACCUGCCGAGCGUCCGGUUUCAUGCUGUCAUGGCUCUCGUGCCAAGAACUGGCACUGUGCUGGGGAUGGAUGGCAAGGAAUGUAGUGAAACUCUGAUGGGGAGCCUAAAGGCACGGGGCAGAAAGAGGCAAGAGUUUACAUGUUAUCACUGAUGGGUUUCCUUUAGUAAAGAGAAUCUUUCUAGAUUGCAUUUGGUAUUUCCUUUCUUCUUGCAAACACAAUCAGCCCUGUUCAAACAGAGGGCAUUUGCAGAGAGGGAGAGGCGUACAGGGGAAAAGAGAAUCCCUGUGCAGGAGGAGACUGUCCUUCUGGAGAAACAGUUGUCUGGUCUCCUGGCCCGUACACAUUUUAUCUGUAAUAUCCCCAGAAGUUCCUUCACGCAGCACAUAACAAUGCUCUGGAGAAAUGCUCCUGCCCUGUCAACAUGCCUGGUUUGAAAGAAGGCUCCCACUCUCCUGUGGGUUGUUGAGUUAAGGAGGUGGGACAGAGGGGAGGAAAAACCUCACAGAAGAGCUAUUUCCCAGGCCCAACUGGAUUCUCUAGGUCUGCUCUUCCACUGGAGUACCUCGUGUUCUGGUGUCUGUUGCCCUUCCUUAUGCAGGAUGCUGCCAACUGGAAAAAGCAAUUCUCUUGAUGGUGCGGGUAAAAUGUGUUUCUUGGAAGGGCAAACCCUGAUUUGCUGAUACUGCUACUGUGUGCCAUUUCUAAGGACCAGAACAUGUUCAGUGUGCUACAGCAAAAGAGUUUACAGGCAGCUGUUUCUUGCGUGUUUGUACAGGUGGGGAAGGCCAGAAUUAGCAGGGGUGUAGUUGAAAGUGCCAGUGUGUGCUUGCAGGAGGGACUCUUGGCUGUUUUUCCUGCUGAUUUCUCACAUGCCUGGGAAUGUAUGAGUCCAAAAAAUCGUAUUGGUUCAGCUGCCUGACCAGGAACCUCUACGUGUGUUCUGGUCUGGGAGUCUUCGUUAUCCCUAGGCUCUGUCAUGUCUUUUGUCCUUUGUUUCUUUCCUUGUCCGCAUGGCACUGUGGCUUUGUUUGCACUUCCAUGUGCUACGGAUGUCAGAGAACUCUGUUCCUUGCUAAGGAUCAUUUUCCUUGAUGCGAGUGACUGGUUUGUGCUACAGUGCUGUUGGAACUUGGCCAUCUGUAAUUUGCCUGUAGCAAUCCAGCCACUGGUUUCACACAGCCUUCUUUUGCUGGGUUGGUAUGGUGCUGUCCUUCUCAGGCACACCCUUGUUCCCAAAGUCUCAGAGCUUGGUUUCGAUUUGGUAUUCUAUCUCACACCAUCCUCUCUAUGUCUUGUAGCUGCAAAAGUACUUUAUGUUCCGUUUUUUGAUUUUAUUUAUUCGUUUUAACAGCAUUUCAAGGUACUAAACCUUGAAGAUUUGAACCAAGACAGCCCCACUUCUCUGGUGAAAGCCUUGCACUAGAAAUGCUGGUUUCAGUGAAGAGCUUGCAGCUCUUCAAUUUUGGGUUAAUCAAGGACCUGCGGUGAGUCUCAUAUGAUAGUCCCAUGUGUUUUUCUUUGAACUGUAAAAGCAGCUUGAGCUCUCUUGCUGUGGAAUAGCUGGAGUCACCACCAUUCUUUGGAAUCAGGGAUCUGAGGCUUGUGUACACAAGGAGGACUGUGAAGGCUAGCCAGUGUUGUCACUGUAGGCUGGAGGCAGGAAAGGCAAGGUUUGUAUCUGACAAACACAUACCUAGAUCCUUGACCAGCAUAUUUUGGUCUGGCUUGGAGGAGGAGGUGGUAGGAAAGGGAGUAAAACAGAAGCUCGAGUUAGUCACUGGCCUUGGGGACCCUUUCUAGCCAUGUUAAAUGGGCAGUUCCUGUCAUAUGUCUGUGGCUUUCCUGUUUUGUUCCUGGUUUGUUGGCUGCGAGUGACUUGCUGAGGAGGUGUGGUUUUUGAUUUUGAACUUGAUGUGGCAGAAGACACCUGCACUGUGUUUGGCAAAAUGAAUGGCACAUGGGAACCAUGCCAGUAAGGGCAUAUCUUCCCUUGAAUUUUUAGCAGCGUUUUUUACCACAGAGAGUAAAUUGUCCUGCAAAUCUGUAUCUGGUUAGUCAGCUUGCAAAGGAAAGGGAUGUUGUCAAAGUGUUGACAGAGCACAUCCCCAAGCAUUAGGUCCUACAUGUGUUUGUAUUUCCUAGAGGAGAUUUACUUCCUGGCAUUUUGUUGCUUCUCAAAGUUGUACAGCAUAGGGGCGGUAUUGUAACCUUUUAUUGUACCUUUUAUCUUCUCUGUAAGUGCAGACUGUUUUUCAGGGUGUUUGGCAGAAGUGAUAUUUGGGGAACAGAGGGGUAGCAGGGCAUGGGUCUGCUGUGUGCACUGGAAAUUUUGUGGUUCAGAUAUGCUCCUCAUUAACCAUGUUGAUCUUUCCUCUUCUUAUUUGAACAAGGCUUUCUUUCUGGCCUGCAGAGGUGUUUUCAUUCCUCAGGCAGUAGGUGCUGGUUUUGUUAGUCCUGACUAUGAGAGCACAGGUAACCCUUCCUGGUUUCUCAAAGGCAUGAAUGGUGAUGAAUCCGCCUCAUGGUGGAGGUGUGAUUAUUGGUGUUAGAAACAAUUUGUCUAUCCUAAUCUCAGAUGGAAAGAGAAGGUCACAUAAAGUUUUGCUCUCCAGAAGCUGCUAAGACAAGGUCCCCAGGAAUUUCCCCCCAUAGAAUGGCUGCUUUAAGAAACCUCUUUUGUAUUUAAUCCCCACUCCUGUUUCUGGCUUUAGGGCAAAAGAAAUGCUAUUUGAAAUCUACUCUCCCUGUUUAACUUCUUCCAGAUACCUGUGCCCUUGCCUUGGUGCUGCUGUGGACUCUGGCAUUUUGUAAUGCCUGGGACUACAAAGCAGCCCCAUGAAUGGCCCAGGCUACCAUCAAACUUUUUAAGCUUGAAUGAUCUGCAGUUGGCAGAUUGUUGUCUCAGGGUAGGCUCACUAUUUGCACCUUAUGAAAUUCACCAAAUACGUGGCAGAAGAGGAGCAGCAGAGCGGUGGGCUUGAAUGCAUGGAGGCUUCAACCUGCAUAUGAGGGCCUGCAUUCCAGACGCUGUGUUUUGCUACUGGCAUUUUGUUGAGAUUGUUUUCAGUUUUUCUUUGUUUUGGUUUGCUUGGAGGGUUUUUUGUUUGUUGGGGGUUUCUUGUUUGUGUGUUUUGUUUUGUUUGUUUUUUCCUAUUUUGGCUGAACAGUUUUAUUAGAAUUUACCUAUGCUGUGUAUUUUUACUUCUCUGAAGAAAAUAGAUUAACACCAGCUAUAAGCUGUAAGUAUGCUUGUAAGUAUAUUCCUGUCUGGAUACAUCUUCUCCCCAUGCUUAGGCAAGGUUGUUCAGGAGUCUCAUCAUCCACAAAGUCCUCACUGUUGGCCCAUGAGAGAUAUCCUUUUGAAUCAGUGGAAAAUGGACGCAGGAAAAAUGGAGGCAACCUCAAAACCUCAGUGUUCUGGGGGUGCCAUAGGAUUUAGCAUGAUGGAUGUCUGAGGCCAGAGGAAUUGGGUGCAUGGAUGUGUGUUUGCAUGUGCUUGUAAUUGGAGCAUACUCUGCACUUGCCUGUACUGGUAAUGGUGCAGAGUGACUGAUCCAUAGAUGGGACAGGAGAGUGGCUGGACCAGCUUCUGUGGCAUUCAUUCUGUUUUGCACAGACUUCUGCAGGGGCAGACCUGAGCAAGCAAGCCCAAUUCCUUCCUCUUGCAAACACCCUCAUUCUGCUUAUGCAGUUGAGGGUGGGGUUUUAGGCAACUUGACUAAAAUGGGGAAGAGUGAGGGGAGACAACCUGGGUGGAGAGCAAGUUCAGUGGAGGGGAAUAUAAUGAAAACUUCUUCAAACCAUGGGCACAUGCUAUUUUUAGACUAGAACUGGGCAUAUGACAAAUGGUUUUGUUAGUUUUUUGGCUUUAAAAAUGCAAUAGCUUCUCUUCUGUAGGUUGCUGAAUCUACAGAGAAGUAAUUUCUGAGUAGCUGAGCCUUUUGCACUGUUCUCUCCAUCCCACCUCCCCUCCUGCUGGGUCACGGUGAGUCUCAGGGUAGAGUAACAGUCCCAGUGGUGGACACACUUCUGGCAAUGGUGUGCUUGUGACAGCACAGCUCCUUCUAUAGGCAUGACUGCUCCACAUCACCUUUCCUUGCUUUGUAAGGUAUGGGACCAAAUACCCACACGAAAUUUGAACUAGCGCCCCUCCUUGCGUGUGCUCUUUUGUACUUCAAUGCUUUCUGUCUGGGUGGAUUAUUUUGACUGCACAUUGUUCUGGUGGAAAAUAAUUGGAACUGUGUAGCUAAUAAUGAAAAUAAAACUAUGUAUGACUAAAUGAAGUUCUUGCACCUUUGUAAAUCUCAAAGAAGAGUUCUAUUGCUGUGUAAAGACUGAAUCUGUUAACUUAUUAAACAACAUGAAAAUCAAAGCCUGAGUCUGACUUCAUACCUGGUGUAGUGCUGUGAAUUUCCCUCCAAUGUAUCCUUGCCUCCCCUAAAUUCUCCCACUCAAAUGAUGGCAAACUGUGUAAUCCCAUGCAAGCGUCUGUAACACCCCAAAACAUUUAAACGUAAGGGGGCAAGCUGAGAUUCCUUUUACUCUGGGUUGGCAAUCGUUCCUGAGGAGCACCGACAGCUGUGGUAACGGAGCGGUCAAGGUGAGAGCGACAGUGAAUUUUUGUGUAAGCUUAGAACUCUCAGAAUUUCAGCCUGAAAAUCCUGGGAAUUUCAGCCCCAAAAUAUUUGGAAUUUCAGCCUUGAAAACCUGGGAAUUUCAGCCCCAGCAUCCUGGGAAAUUUAUGACUCAAACCCUUGAAAUUCUGGCCCCAAAAACCUGGGGAUUUCAAGCUUAGAACUCUCGGGAUUUCAGCCUAAAAAUCUUGGGAAUUUUAGCCCCAAAAACCUGGAAAUUUUGGCCUCAAAAUCCUGGAAUACUCAGCCCUAACCCCUGGGAAUUUCAGCCAUAGAAAUGUGGGGAUUUCAGCCCCCAAAAUGUGGGAAUUCCUGCCCCAAAAUCUUGGCAAUUCCAGCCCCAAAAUCCUGGAAGUUUUAUGACCCAAGCCCUUGGAAUUCUUUCCCCCAAAAUCUGGGGAUUCCAAGCUUAGAAAUCUCAGAAUUUCAGCCGAACAUUUCCCAGGAUAUAUUGCUGUAUUUUGCCUGAACUCUUCUGCUAUGAAAGAGCUGCCGAAAGAUACUACAAUAUUUCUACUUCUAACGUACAGAAGUUUUGUUGUUUCUAUGAAAUCGUUGCUUAGGUCUCUGCCAGACACUUGGGCUGUCUGAACACCUGGUGCCUGCAGCUGCAGUGUCUCUCCCUGCAUGGAUCUGCAGAGGUCCCUCAUCAGCUGAAGCCACCAGAGUUCCACACUGAUGCAGGAGGAGCAUCUUUGCCUUUGGAGUGGGAGCUCUGCUCACUGUGCAGUGAAAAUUGCCCUUUCCCUGCGUUUUGUUCAGUCAGCUUAAAGCACAAAGUGCUUGUUAGUUUUCACAUCUGUGCUGGACCUCAUUCAACAAAUGAUGAAUCAUGGGUGUGUUGUGCUUCUAUCCUCUUUCACCUUUAUCACCUGCUAAUUUUGGAACUUGCAGUUUAUAAUUACAGCGCCAUGCCAGGGCUCUUGGCUUGGGAAAGGAGAGUGUUUUAAAGGGAAGCUUAAUGGCUGCGUUUUGGUUGAAUACACCGUGAAGAGCUGAGCCUGACCUACAUUAAAAUCUUAGAGAACUCUUCAUUCUGCAGAUGAAUAGAGGGUCCUAACACUGAGGGGAAGGUACAUACCAAUUUCUCUAAACCUCUGGGAUCCACAGAAAUAGAAAUGGAAGGGGUUUUGUGGGACCUCUCAGUGCUUGUUUCAGGAUGUUAUGUGGAAGUGCACUUUGUCAGGGUUUGAAUUAAUGCCUGCUGCUGUAAACUGGACUAAGCAGACAAUUUGAUUUGCCCUAAAACAUCUCCUGAAUGCCAGCAGAUUAAAGGCCACUUCCAUAUCACAUGUUUAAUUUGUUGUUAAGUAGUAUAGGUAAAAGAACAGCUGAUUAAAUUAUUUGCAAGAUUUUUCUGAUGCUGCAUCAGAGAGUUCUGUAUUUUAAGCAGAAGACAUCCCUGACACCUCGGUUCAGAGUCUGUAUCUAUUAUACUUUAGCCAUGAAGAGGGCAAGCUUUUGAUAAAGGGGAGGAAAAUUAGAGAAUAAUUUCCUUUCCUGAGGCUGCACCUACAAUCAAAGGAGAAUAUCAACUAUUACAAAACCCCGAGCAUGGGGAAUUUUACUCCAGAGGAAGUCAGUGAUCAGGGUUCUUCUCUCUUUUUCUUGGGUUAUUAAAUAUUAUCUCAGAGUAAACCAUCUAUCUGAUGAUUUUCCACUGACUGAUACUUUAUUUGUGAAUGCAAUACUAUUUGUGAAAUAAAACUGCCUUAUUAGGAUAUUUAA
Molecule: messenger RNA, 9423 nt
Organism: Oenanthe melanoleuca
Lineage: Eukaryota; Metazoa; Chordata; Aves; Passeriformes; Muscicapidae
Gene: C2CD2L
Product: C2CD2 like
Exons: 14
Coding region: 104-2140 (678 amino acids)
Biological process (GO): positive regulation of insulin secretion involved in cellular response to glucose stimulus
Cellular component (GO): cytoplasmic side of apical plasma membrane
Molecular function (GO): phosphatidylinositol transfer activity; phosphatidylinositol binding
Source: RefSeq, a predicted model, not a curated record